CACCUUCCCUCCCCUAUCUAUAAAUACCUCCUUAGACCCUACUCGCGAUCUUUCGCUUUCCCUUUCUGAUUCUCCUCCUCCGCUGUUUUCCUUACCUUUCUAUUGACUAAUUAGGGUUAGGGUUAGGGUUUUCUCCCCUUUGAUCCUCUAAUCCAUAGGGUUUCGAUUCGUUCCUUGUCCAAAUCUCGGGUUCCUUGGGGCUUUGGAAUUACGGUUCCCCCUUCGGUGUAGGGCAUCUCAACAUGCUGGGAACAAGCGCGCAGUUUGCUCGCAGGCACCGGGACGAUCGGUUCUACGACGCCGCGAAGGUUCGCCGGAGCUCCGCCGCCGCCGCCGCCGCCGCUGCCGCGAAGGAGAAGAUCGCCGCCGUGGAGAACCGGGCGGGGGCCGGGGAUCCGCCCGGUCCGAGCAAUCUCGACCGUUUCCUGGAGUCGAUCACGCCGGUCGUGCCCGCUCAUUAUGCGUCGAAGACGCGGAUGAGGGGGUGGAAGGCAUGUGAUGCCGAACAGAGGCCUUACUUUAUUCUGGGGAACUUGUGGGAGUCCUUCAAGGAGUGGAGCGCUUACGGCGCCGGCGUUCCCUUGAUCCUGAACGGCUGUGAUGGCGUCGUUCAGUAUUACGUCCCCUACUUGUCCGGCAUUCAGUUGUAUGGCCUAGCAAGUAGACAGACUGAUAGCCCUAGACGUGCUGGGGAGGACAGCGAUGAGUCUUGCUGUCAUGAUUCGAGUAGUGAUGGAAGCAGUGAUUCUGAGCUUGCUGCUUCCGAGCUUGAAAACAGAUCGAAGUUUCCUGGAGAUUGGAUUCAGAGUCAUCUCUCAAAUAGAAUGGAUAGACUAUCUAUAAGAGAGCAGUAUGGAUCCUCUCAAGAAGGAUUUUCAAGUGAUGAUAGCGAAUCUGGGAAUUCUCAAGGUUGCUUGCUCUUCGAGUAUCUAGAAUCGGAUUCUCCUUAUUGCCGAGAACCUUUGGCUGAUAAGAUCUCAAAACUCGCUAGUUGCUUCCCUGACUUGAAGACUCUUAGAAGUUGCGACUUGUUACCAGCAAGUUGGGUUUCUGUUGCAUGGUAUCCCAUUUACCGUAUACCAACUGGACCAACACUAAAGGAUUUGGAUGCGUGUUUCCUCACAUUUCAUUUUCUCUCAACACCGUCAAGAGGUGUGGCGAACGCUGGUCCAGUCAUUACCUACCCACAGGGUGUUGACGGCGUUCCAAAGAUGCGUCUCCCUGCAUUCGGCCUGGCCACUUACAAGUUCAAGAAUGCAAUGUGGUCUUCAAGCGUGGGCGACGACAAGCAACUUGCGAGCUCCUUACUCCAGACUGCUCAUGACUGGCUCCAGCGACUACGCGUCAACCAUCGCGACUACCAGUUCUUUGUCUCGCACGGUGCAUUCCGCAAAUAAGAUGAAAACUUUGAAAGAAAUGUUCGCACCGAGAAGACGUAUUCUGUGUUUUGUUUGCCCCCCACCGCAAUCCGAACCCCUCCGGGGUCAACACUGAUGGCCGGCCGUGCACCAGGAGACGUGGGCUUGUCAUUGAGGAUCUGGCAUUUCGUCAGAGUACCAAACGCAUUAAAAAAAAAAAAAAACAAAACAAAAUUGAAAAAAAAAAAGUUGCAUUAGGAAAAUUACUCAAUAAGUAUGAAAGAUGAAAAGAAGAAACGAAACAUGAGGUAUAGUUAGUAGCCGUUCCUUAAAUGCAAGAAAUGUGAAAGGGACUUGAUGGCUAAUUGCUCCCGAAACAUGAGAUUAGGGAGUAUACUUCAUGGUAUAUUUCUAGCUUUUUCUACGGCACUCGGCCUGAUGCAGAAGAAAGGGGCAGUAAGUAUAAUCACUCCCUUUUAUAUGUGCAUAAUCUUACCAGAGUAAGUUGACAAUGCUUUGCUGUAUCAUGGACAUCCUAUGUUUUUUUGAUUAUGGGAUGGAAUAACUGAUAUUAAAUGCAUAGUUUCCUCUUUUAAGGUAUCUGGCA
Messenger RNA from Ananas comosus (pineapple), 1965 nucleotides. RefSeq lists its product as uncharacterized. Bases 243 to 1397 code for a protein of 384 amino acids. The transcript has 6 exons. NCBI's taxonomy places the organism in Eukaryota, Viridiplantae, Streptophyta, Magnoliopsida, Poales, Bromeliaceae. The record is from RefSeq and is a predicted model, not a curated record.